Lotus japonicus is the source of this 1491-nucleotide messenger RNA. Its product is annotated as probable protein phosphatase 2C 59. The coding region runs from base 268 to 1161 and encodes 297 amino acids. The record is from RefSeq and is a predicted model, not a curated record. Gene Ontology annotation, biological process: protein dephosphorylation. The transcript is spliced from 9 exons. Lineage: Eukaryota; Viridiplantae; Streptophyta; Magnoliopsida; Fabales; Fabaceae. Gene Ontology annotation, cellular component: cytosol; nucleus. Gene Ontology annotation, molecular function: protein serine/threonine phosphatase activity; cation binding.
UGCUAAAAUUGUCUCAAUUGUUGAACAAACAAUGAGUUGCCUUCAACUAAAAUUAAACACAAGACCCACUCAUUUCUUUCCCAACUCUCUCUCUCUCUCUCUCUCUCUCUCUCUCUCUCUCUCUCCUUCCUCAGGGUAAAACAUGAUGGAAUUGAAUGAUUUCAAAAUGACCCCACAAAUGUUAUGAUUGCUUGGAAGGAAAUCAUACGUUAAAGUUCUGUUCUUUCUUCAUUUUGGUUGAAGAAUCACCCUCUUUCUAGGUGUAAAAUGGGCUAUCUCAAUUCAGUUUUGUCAUCUUCAAGCCAGGUUCAUUCCGCCGAUGAUGCUCCGGUCAGCGGCGGUGGUCUCAGUCACAAUGGCAAAUUCAGCUAUGGGUAUGCUAGCUCUGUUGGCAAGAGAGCUUCGAUGGAAGAUUUUUAUGAGACAAGAAUUGAUGGUGUUGAUGGUGAAAUUGUUGGCCUUUUUGGAGUUUUUGAUGGUCAUGGUGGGGCUCGUGCUGCUGAGUAUGUGAAGAAAAAUCUGUUUAGUAAUUUGAUCAGUCACCCAAACUUCAUUUCUGACACCAAAUCUGCAAUAGCUGAUGCAUAUAACCAUACCGACUCUGAAUUUCUGAAAUCGGAAAAUAGUACUCAUAGUAGAGAUGCUGGCUCUACUGCUUCCACUGCCAUUCUAGUUGGUGACCGGUUGCUUGUUGCAAAUGUUGGGGACUCCAGGGCUGUUAUAUGCAGGGGCGGUAACGCAAUUGCUGUUUCGCGAGAUCACAAGCCAGACCAAACUGAUGAGAGGCAAAGGAUUGAAGAUGCAGGAGGCUUUGUUAUGUGGGCUGGAACUUGGAGAGUCGGAGGUGUUCUUGCUGUUUCUCGUGCAUUUGGCGAUAGACUACUGAAGCAAUAUGUUGUUGCUGAUCCAGAAAUCCAGGAAGAAAAAGUUGACACUUCUCUUGAGUUUCUUAUCUUGGCUAGUGAUGGGCUAUGGGAUGUUGUCUCAAAUGAGGAAGCUGUUGCUAUGAUUAAACCGAUUGAGGAUGCAGAGGAGGCAGCAAAGAGACUGAUGCAAGAAGCAUAUCAUAGAGGUAGUGCUGACAAUAUCACAUGUGUUGUUGUUCGUUUCUCGAUGAACAAAGACGUUCCUUCUCAAGGUAGCUCCGAGGUUGUGCAUUGAUGAGUGGUGGAUCCAAACUGGGGAGACAUGUCAAAAAAUCUGUUUAUGGUUUGGUCAUAAGGCAAUCUCAUUGCUGUGUAUCAUGAAAGAAUAGAAAAAUAAUUGCAUAGAACUAUUCUCACUUUCUCGGUUCCACAAUUUGUAACUAGCUAGGAAAAAACAAUUGAAUGUGUGGAAGGAGAUUAGCCAGAGUUCUUUCUAAUUGCACCUGCUGCCUGUAUGCAUGGUUUUGUUUGUCCACCCCAUUUUCAUUGUUAGUUGUUUCAGUCCAAUGCAACACUUAACUUGAAUUAUGUUUGUAAGAAUAGCUUGUUUUUUUGGACAUAAAAA